AUGGAGGAGCAAAAAAAUGCUUCCAAGUUUGUUUUGGGAGGACAUGGUGCAUCGGUGGGGGGAGGAGGUCGCGCCGCCGUGGUUGUAGCAUCUCCAGUGGACUGUUCCAGUGUACGGAAAUUUUUGGAUGAAUGGAAAGCCAUGCUACCAGAGGGAUUGCCAGCAGGGAUGAUGAAGGAGUUUCAAGACACGAGGCGGUGCGCUGUGAUGGUGAGGGAAAGCUUCCUAGACCUGCGGGAUAACUUCCGGAGAAUUGUUGAUCCGGCCAUUACAGCCAAACGCAAAGAGACCAAAAGACAAAUUAUCUUGGAUGGCCCUCGGAGUUGUGGUAAAAGCAUUGCACUUGCGAUGCUUGUGCACUGGGCCCGUACUGAGGGAUGGCUGGUGUUCUAUGUUCCCCAAGGGAAGGAUUGGACUCAUGGAGGAUUUUUCUAUAGAAAUACCUACAGUGAUCUUUUUGAUACUCCUGUACAGGCUGGAAAGGUUUUGCAGGAUUUUUUGAAAUACAACGAAACUCGCUUACAGCAGUUACCAUGUCAAACUUUUGAGUCUAUUCCCCUGGGAGAAGGUACUGGUGUUGGAAUGAUGAAAGGGGCUGACACAGUGGAAAUGCCAGAAGGGUCCACAUUGUAUGAUCUCAUUCAAACUGGGAUAACCCACUCGCAUGCUGCAGUUGGUGUUGUAGUUCGUUUAAGAAAGGAGCUAUCACAUGUUAAAGAUGUGCCUGUACUGUUUGCCAUUGAUCAGUAUAACAGUUGGUUUACAUUCACCGAGUACCAGGAGCCUGUAACUGUUAGAUCCUGUCGAUCUAUCCACGCGAAAGAGCUUACAACGGUCAAUGCUUAUAGGUCAAUGCUUCACAAUGAUAUGAUGGUAGGAGCCUUCUCACAUUCAACCGCAGUUGGCAAACUAAGACAGGAGCUCCCGGAUGUUCCUUCUGAUGCUCGUCUGCUUUUUCCACGGUACACCGUAGAUGAAGCAGAGACUGUGUGCCACUAUUAUAUGAGGCAAAAGAUUAUUCGACGUGAAAGUUUUUCAGAAGAGAAGUGGAAAAAGAUAUACUAUUUGUCAAAUGGAAACGGCUCAGAGAUGAGGUGGCUUGCUGCGUUUAUAUGA
Triticum turgidum subsp. durum (durum wheat) is the source of this 1116-nucleotide messenger RNA. The record is from the annotation of a GenBank genome assembly. NCBI's taxonomy places the organism in Eukaryota, Viridiplantae, Streptophyta, Magnoliopsida, Poales, Poaceae.